GCAGCAGCAGCAGCAGCAGCAGCAUGUGCAUCAAUUGCUCCAAAGCUUGACGGCUCCAGACACGCCAUUCCCUCCUUUCCACCCCCUCUUCCAAACCCCGGGCUUUCACGCCCACCAUCAUCACCAACAGCACCAACAGCACCAACAACACCAACAGCAUCAUCAGCAUCAUCAGCAUCAUCAGGCCCCCGCGCCAACUACCUUGCCGCAACAGCCAUUCCCCACGCCUCAAGCAAUCCCAGCUGAACUCAUGCACAGCCUGCAAUAUCAGCAUGGCACAGGCAUGGAGAAUGUGCUGCGACAUUUCCUGCAAAGCCAACAGAUGCAAUUUCCACAACCCGUGACACAGGCACCACAUUUACAGCAGCUUCAACAACAUGUGCAGCAACUACAGCAACAGCCGCCGCCACCACCACUGCCACAAUCGCAACCGCAUCCUCAGCACCCGCAGCAGCCUCCGCUUGGUGUCGCCCCAUGGCAUGGCCCACAGCACGCCGGCAUGAUGGCACCGUCAUUGCUACCACCCGCGACAGCAGAGGCAGCACAAGUGCUUGGUGGUGGCAUGGAGGCGCCAGCCAAACGUGCAAAGUACACGACGACGCCCAAGCCAGAACAAACAACCACACCCGACACAGGGUCAGCCACAGCACACACACCCCAGGCACCAUCCUCGGUUGUAUCCAUGGCAGGAGCCGCCACGACGCAAAGCCGUCAAGGGAAAAAGCCAUAUGUGUACUGUGUGCGGAUCAAGGCGUACAUCAGCGUCCUCUACGAUGCUCAGCUGGCACGCGCCAAGAAACGUCCUGAAACACAGCGGCAAGGUCGAGACGUUGAUGAUGAUGAUGACGAGGACGACGACAAACAACAACGGCAUCAACAUCAGCAACAGCAACAUGGGCAGCAACAGGAGUUUCACUAUCACGAGGCAGAUGUUGCCGCCUUCAUGUCGCUUGCAGCAACCGACAAGUUCUGCGGGCAGUACACAAAGCGGUACGCAUCCCUCCACCCCCACGACGACAUGAUUCACGAGCACAAAGUCUGGGAUGAGGGCGAUGCUGGCGAUGCCGGUGCCAGCCAACGCGGCAAGGAUGAUGAUGAUGAUGAUGACAACGACAACGACAACGACAACGACGACGACAACGACGACGGCAAGAAGCGUGAUGACAACGACCACAACGAUGACAAUGGCGGCGGUGACGGUGAAGAAGCAAGCUCAUCUGGCGCGCGCCCUGCCCAGCUUCACGUCUCCACCGCACGCGUGCUGUUGAAGGGCAAGACGCGACUUCUGCUGACGGUGAAGCGGCGAGCGCUUGACAUCAUCCCCAUGAGCGGAACUGUGCUGUUCUUCGCCCAGGGGCUGGUGGCGCCCGUGAAGAUUGUGCGCCCGUCUGAUCUCGCUGACACCUUCAUCACGGAUGAGCAGCAGCGGCAGAUUACGCGGUGGGACUUUGGCGUGCACCGCAGCUUGGUUGUGGCGCACACCAGCAUCGCCGCCUUCCUGGCGCAGCACGAGCACUUCUCGCACGUGCUGCUGCCGCGUGACAUGGGCAGGCACGGGCUCUCCGUGAUGGAGACAGACGUGCGGGUUGGCGGCGAUGAUGCUGAUGGUGGUGGUGGUGAGGAAAAGCAGGACAGGGGAGAGGACCAUGUGCUGUGUCUGAAGCUGAUCAAGCUUGGUGUGCGGGUUGCGCCACGCGGCAAGGCGGCUGAGCUUCGGUACUACACCUGGGCGAAGGAGGAGGACACGCGCACGGGCGUGACCAUCAAGUGCGAGGUACUCGGCAGCGAACGCACACACUCGCGGGCCAACGCCCGCCUGGAGAGCAGGGUUGCCUCGCGGUAUCAGCAGUGGAGGACAGUGAGCUCCAACACGGACGAUCGCGAGUGUCUGCACGUCGUGCUCGCACGGCGCAACCGUCGCGUCACCAUGUGGAUCCGCCCUCUAUCCAGAUGACAACACCUGCGUCCGUGUUGUUGGUGUUGGUGUUGUUUGUGUUGUUGUUGAGUGACGACUGUUCUGACUGUUGUUUGUGUUGUUGUUGUGAUGCUGGUGUUGUCGCUGUUACUGUUGCGUUUGUUGUUGAAAGGCUGUUGCUCGACGUUGUAAUGUCGUCGCGCCGACGGUAGUGUGACUUUGUCGUCGUCGUGCGGUGUGCGCUUUUGUUGCGGGAUGCAGCUGGUGUGGGGUUCACAUGCGCCACACUCGCAAGCCAGUGUGCUUUCCGCUGCUUCGUCUUUGCCCUCCCUCUAAGCUCUCUCUGGUUGAUCAUGUUCUCUUUCUUCCGAUACGCUUCAUCCGUCUUCCUUCGUCUCGAUACGUUCAUCCUUUCAUCUUCGUGUCACCUCGUGGCGUGUAGUCCUCAGGCCCUCCUCCCUUGUGCCAUGCUUGCCACCAUGCAUGCUUGCACUCUGCCAGCUCGCUUGAUCCUUGUCUUUUCUCACCACGACAUGCUGGUGGCGUGUUGUCCUCGCGCUGUACAUCUUGUACAUUGGUCCCCAACAUCAUGUCUUCAUGUCACAUCACUUUACAUUACUCCUAGUUGUCUUCCGUCAUCGAGUCAUCAUUGCUUCACUGCUGUCUCCUCCUUCCUCCCCGGCAUGCUGUGUGUAAGCAACGGAUGUGCAUACGUUCUUAAAUGGUUGCUGACUGCCAUUCCACGUUCACUGCCGCACUCAAACGCAUCCAAAACGCGUUCAUGUGCCCUUGUGUCCAUUAUUGUUGUUCGCCUCUCGGUUCGGUGUCCAUACGUUUGUACGUGUACAACUCUCAGAACUCUCUCACUCUUGAUAUCGCUCGCGUU
Messenger RNA from Salpingoeca rosetta, 2801 nucleotides. RefSeq lists its product as uncharacterized. The transcript is spliced from 2 exons. The coding region runs from base 251 to 1954 and encodes 567 amino acids. NCBI's taxonomy places the organism in Eukaryota, Choanoflagellata, Craspedida, Salpingoecidae. The record is from RefSeq and is a predicted model, not a curated record.